Molecule: messenger RNA, 3256 nt
Organism: Meriones unguiculatus (Mongolian gerbil)
Lineage: Eukaryota; Metazoa; Chordata; Mammalia; Rodentia; Muridae
Gene: Tnfaip8
Product: TNF alpha induced protein 8
Exons: 2
Coding region: 19-645 (208 amino acids)
Biological process (GO): regulation of apoptotic process
Cellular component (GO): cytoplasm
Molecular function (GO): cysteine-type endopeptidase inhibitor activity involved in apoptotic process
Source: RefSeq, a predicted model, not a curated record
GGUUGGAGAGAGCCAGCCAUGCGUAAGGGGCCUCUGCCUACCCUGCCCUACUUUCCUCAGAGGCCAUUCCUGGCACUGGUGAAGUUGUGCUUUGCGAACAGGACCCUUCCCAACGCUCGCACAGCAUCUAGACUGACAGUCCGAAAAGCGUUACUCGAGGCAUGUAAAAACCCAAGACAAGGGGUGUCAAAAAUGUCACUCCCAGAUGCAGUGCGCGCUUGCCCCAUGCCCUUCUGCCCUGCACCACCGUUCUCUCCAGGGCACCUUUCCUUCCCUGGGCCCCACCUGCCCGGGUCGCCUCCACCCACAGCAGCCCCUUGGGGGGCGGACUCCUGUGGCCCAGCCCCGCGCGAUUCGUCACUCCUGCGGAACUUUCCCCUGAAAAUCCCUCCCGCAGUCAGCCGCCCGCCCCGGGAGGUUCUGCUCUCAGAGGCUUCCUCCCACCCUGUCCCGCCCGCGCACAGCGCACUCGUCUGGGAGCCUCGCAGCCCCACGUCCAUGUCCGCGGCGGUGGCGCCUGCGGCUGUGCACCCCGACAGCAUGCUCUCCGAGGCUGAGGAGCCCAAGGAAGCGCUUUCAUCAUGCCUGCUGUAUCUCCAUGGUCAACUCCUCGAAGAACCACCUGUCUGUCAAGCUUCCGUGUAGACGAUAGCUUUGAACAGGAACCUUCAAUUCAAUAAGUCUAACACGACCACACUCCUUCUGCCAGUGCAGAGCUGAUCUCUCUACUGUGUUUCUACUGAAUGCUACACCCCUCUUUUUGUGCUCUAUUAUAGUAAUCACUCCAUCACUAGAAUUCCAGUGGCAAAAGGGCAACAUAGUUUCUAUUAUUGUAAACAAAAUAAUUGUUGGAAAUUUUGAAUAAUAAAUUCAUUGUUAGUUUGUCACUAUAACAAAAUACCUGAGGUAAUUAAUUUAUAUGGGAACUUUUUUUUUGGUUACUGUUUGUUUAUUGAAAUAGGGUUUUACUAUGUAGCCCUUUCUAGGCCUUAAAUUCACUAUGUGUGCCCCUGGGGGCCUUAAAUCACUAUCCUGUACCAGCUUCCUGGGUGCCAGGAUUCCAGGAAUGCACUUCUCUGGCUGAAGGGUUUAUUUUUGACUCACAGUGUUAGAGGUUUCAGGGCCUGAUUGAUGGGCUUCUUGCCUUGGGUCUGUACUGAUGGUGGUUUAUCAUGAGGAAGGAAAACCAUUAAUGUGAUGGCCAGGAAGCUAAAGAGAGCAAGGGCAAGCUUGCUCUCCCCACCAUGGGACCCUCCAGUUACUGGAAAACCCCACCAUCUUCUAAUUUUGCUAUUGAGGACCUUUAAACCUAAGCCUGUAGGGGACCUUUGAGAUCAAAUCCACAGCGCCCACUAACAGGCUGGAAACCAGGCUCUCAGGAAUGUAUUAGGCAGCACAGUCAGAUACCAAAGAACCGUCUGCUUAGGUUGCCACCACUGCGGUCGCCACCUCUGACUGUUCCAGGUUUCUGUUACCGAGUACUUGGUCAUCCUCAGCCUUCAGUCUCCCAGAUAUUAGCAUCUGCUUGGUCUAGGCUGGCUCUGCCCUUGCUGCUAUGGGAGAGAGUACUUCUGAUUCCAGUAAUGGUUGUGGGAAGUGCCAGUUUGGCUUCUUCGGUUGUGUAAAGGAAGGCUUCUCCCCAAUGGGAAGUUGUUAUUUGCCUUCCUCAGCCACAGCACUCUACCCCACCACUUGCCCAGCAGCAGUCUGCUCGGCUACUUCCUCAUUCCUCUCAACAACCCUGUUUCCUUGCUUGCGAUCUCUCUCUGCCUCGUGGGUUCUGUCUCCAUGUACGUACACACACCCAUUUUGCAGAAGAUGCUCCUCCAGGCUGUUCCCUAGCAUCCUUCACUUCUGUUUUCACCCUGCGUCACAGUGAUUAGUUCCAUAUGCCUGUACUUUAUUUCGAAGUUUUUGACAACAACUUAAACAUUUUUUUUUUCCUGAGCUGCCUAUACCAAAUGGAGAUCAUGUCAUAUGGGAGGAGCUAGUGAUACUUUAUUAAAGAAUACAUUUUAAAUGGAGAUAUGCGCUGUAGCAGAAUCCUGGAGAGCAUUGCUCAGAAGCUGCCCAACUGAAAUACAAACAGUGCCCUCCAAGCCCAGAGGACAGGCCUAUUUGAUUUUCUUAAAUUUUUAACUCAACUCCUCUGAAUAGCGCAGGCAAAACAAGCAUGUGCCUUCGUCUCUGGGGUCAGGGCCCAAGUAGCUUGGCAGCCUCAUGAGUUCCCUUGAACACAGAAGAAGCAGUAUUGAAACUAGAAUAUACUGAGUUCUUCCCUCUACUAGAGACAGUGCUGAGCAUACUUCUCAUUUCAUAGUUGUGCAAUGAUCCUUGGUGCCCAUCCCAGUUGACAGUUGAGCAGAUUCAGUUCAAGGCAUAAACACUGGACCUGAAGCUAGGAAAAGUAAAAGCAGAAUCUGAACAGAGGCGAACUAUGUGUAGAAUGAGUUCUUUCAACCCUGUUCCUCCUCCCCCCGCCCCAUGUAAAACCUCCAGUAAUGUCUAAUCCUGCCCUCACCAGUCCUCACAUAAGGUUGGGGUGCAGGAAGUCUCCUCAUCCUGUGUCUGUAGGAGCCCGGGAGAAAGAGGCUCUGGCUCACUCUUCUGCCUCUUGCCAGGGGGCAGUUGCCCAGGAACUCUCAAGGGCCUUUGUCCAGCCCAAGUGCAGGAGAUCUGGAAGCCAGCACAGCUGGGUAGCAGGUGUGUGCAUCCGACAAACAGAGAGGCACCCUAGUACCUCUGGAGCCGUUCGGUGUUAUUAAUUCUAGUCACUGCCAGGCUGGAGAACCCUGGAACUUAUUCCUUCUGUGUAAUGUGUUUGUGUACCUGACCAUGUGAGAGCAUGUGGUAUUUGACUUUCUGUGUCUGGCUUAUUUCACCGAAUACAAUAAGGCUGAGUCACGUUGCCACAAAUGAUAGGAAUCCAUUUCUUUUUAUGGCUGAAAGGUAAUCCAUUUUGUACCCAUAUCACAUUUUUUUUAAAAAAAAAUCUAUUUGUCAGUGAACACCGGUGUAGUUUCAUAUCUUGGUUAUUAUAAAGUGCCCUGUUAAAUAUGGGCAUGCAGGUACUUUGGCAUUCUGAUUUUAUUUCUUUUGGAUAGACACCCAAUAAGUGGGAUUGCUGGAUGGUGUGAUAAUUCUGUUCCUGUUGCUGUUUGUUUGUUUACGAGGAACUUCUGUACUGUUUUCUGUAAUGAUUUAAUUUUUCUAUAUUGAUCUAUAUUUCUACCAAUAAUGUGUAAGAAUUCCUUUU